Molecule: messenger RNA, 1707 nt
Organism: Talaromyces proteolyticus
Lineage: Eukaryota; Fungi; Ascomycota; Eurotiomycetes; Eurotiales; Trichocomaceae
Product: putative CECR1 family adenosine deaminase
Exons: 2
Coding region: 1-1707 (568 amino acids)
Biological process (GO): adenosine catabolic process; inosine biosynthetic process
Molecular function (GO): adenosine deaminase activity
Source: RefSeq, a predicted model, not a curated record
AUGACUCCUUCAGAUAAGGAUAUCGAAUGGGAGUUGGAAGAGGGCAUUCCGCAAUUCGAAGAUCCGUUCAUCCAAAAGUACCUCAACGGCCGCGAAGCAUUAAUCGAGCAAGAACAUAAGAAGAGGCAUGACGCCACCUUUUACAAAUCAAUGUCUACGGUUGCGCAGGAAGCGUGUCACAUUGUGUCCGUCAUUCGAAAUAAGGAACUGAGUCAAGUCUGGACCAAAGGUGAGGACUGGCCAGACGAUGAACUCCUCUACCCCGGAGUGAUGUUCACCGUCGCCCGAAAGCGCAUGGAGCAGACCAAGUUAUGGAAAAUCGUCGAGCGUAUGCCCAAAGGUUCGCUUUUGCACGCUCACCUCGAUGCCAUGUUUGACCUUGAUUUUCUUAUUGAUCAAGCAUUUGAGACCCCGGGAAUUCACAUGUCUGCCCCUGCACCGUUAUUAACAAAGCAGGAUUUUGAGAUAGCCCCCUUCAGCUUCCAGUAUUCAUCGACGCCUUCGGAUGACAAAGAAUCUAUCUGGGCCAAGGAGUAUCAGGCCUCGUCUCUCAUUAAUAUACAGGGGGCAGCGGCGACAUUUCCGAACGGCGGAGAAGAUGGGUUUCGAAAAUGGCUUAAAGGAAGAAUGAUGCUUUCUGCCGAGCAUUCUUAUUACCACCACCAUGGAGUGAAUGCAAUAUGGGAGAUCUUUCAACGCACAUUCCCGAUCAUAGGCAGUAUAUUAUUUUACGAACCGAUCUUCCGAUCGUGUCUACGGCGUAUGUUGGGUGAGUUGGCUAGAGAUGGGAUUCGAUAUGUCGACUUUAGAACAGCAUUUGUCUUUGAAUAUCGCCAACAAGGAGUCGAUACUCCCGAGAAGGAUUACAUUGAGUUUUUCCGCGUCUUCAAGGACGAGAUUGAGAAAUUCAAAGCUACGGAAGAAGGAAGUCGCUUUUACGGGGCACGCAUGAUAUGGACUACUCUUCGAUUUUUUCCCAACAAAGAAAUCAUCGAGAAUAUGAAGCAGUGCAUAAUCGCCAAGCAAGCAUAUCCUGACAUGAUCUGUGGGUUCGACGUUGUCGGUCAAGAAGACAAAGGACGGCCGCUUGCAGACCUGAUACCCGUUCUUUUUUGGUUCCGCAAGGUAUGUGCCGAAGAAGCGGUCGAGAUCCCUUUUUUCUUCCACGCAGGUGAAUGUCUCGGCGAUGGCGACGAAACCGAUGAGAAUUUGUACGACGCGAUUCUUUUGGGAACGCGUCGUAUCGGCCACGGGUAUUCUCUAUUCAAGCAUCCGCUCCUGAUCGAUUUAGUUAAAGAAAAGAAAAUACUUAUCGAAUGCUGUCCUAUCUCUAACGAAAUCCUGCGGCUGUCCAGUACCAUUAAACACCAUUCCCUGCCAGCACUGUUAUCCCGAGGUGUCUCUGUAUCGCUCAACAACGACGAUCCAGCUGUGCUUGGAACUGGGAAGAACGGCCUCACGCAUGACUUUUGGCAGGUGCUUCAGGGAUUAGAGAAUAUGGGGUUGUCGGGGCUGGCCACCAUGGCGGAGAACUCGGUUCGCUGGAGUUGUUUCGAGGAUCAAAAGGCGACGGAGUGGCAGGCUGAUAUACGGAGCGGCAUCAUGGGCAGUGGAAUGAAGGCGAAGCGUCUGCAGGAAUGGUACGAGGAUUUCGAGAAGUUUUGCCAGUGGGUGGUGCUGGAGUUUGCGGACGAAGUGGAGGAUUAG